Molecule: messenger RNA, 627 nt
Organism: Arabidopsis arenosa
Lineage: Eukaryota; Viridiplantae; Streptophyta; Magnoliopsida; Brassicales; Brassicaceae
Source: the annotation of a GenBank genome assembly
ACCGGAGAAUCUGACGGCGGCUUAGCACCGGCGGCUACUUCAAAAAGGAUUGUUUUAUUCUUAGGCUUGAUACUUGCCUUCGAAGAACAUAACUAUCUUUUUUGUGGUAGCUAAAACGCUAAGCUCUAUCGUCAUAUCUUUAUCAUAAAUAUUUAAUAUAUAAAAUAAUAAAAUGGCCGCUCGUUCACUCGCCGGUGCCGUUAAAUCUAUUUGCUCCGCCGCAUCCAGCAGUCUUUCUCGUUCCAUUGUCAUAAGAAGGAGUUACGUAGCGACAUCGCAGAACGUGACAGCAGCAGGAUUGAGUAAGGGAGGUUCCACCAGAGUUAUGGUGGGGAAGAUGGACCAUAGAGCUUUAGAUCAAGAGGCAGAGUCUGCUUGGGGACCAGAUCCAGUCACUGGAUACUACAGACCUUCCAAUCGUGCGGCUGAGAUUGAUCCAGCUGAGCUCAGAGAGUUGCUUUUGAAAAACAAAGCAAAGUCUUUAUGAGGAUUUGAUUGGUUGGUUCCAGUGGAACGUUUGUCGUCGCAGGCCGCAGGCGAUUAUUAUGAUUUUCGUUUGUUAUGUUUUGUCUUAUAUCUCUAUCUGCUGGAGAUUAAUUAAGUAAAAAAUAAAAUAUGUUAACUAGU